GUGCUACCGGUCUGACUUGAAUUCUUGGCUAUUUUCAGUCACUAUCGUUGGAAGCGAGAGAGAGGGGAAGAGAUUGCGGAAGCCCUCGAGUACACACAGUUGUUCAGGACGAAUUUCCUACUGGCAGACACCUCAGAUCCAGCAGACUCAGCAGCAGUUCACGCCAAACCAUUUCGGACAGAGCAGUCUUGAAGGAUCCGCCGACUUCUCUCACCUCUGUGUUUUUGCUGACCAGGCGCAAUCCGUCCAGGGUCAUCAGAGUUCCAGCAGACAGGCCUUGCCCUUCCACCCGCAUUCGCAGAGCUUCCAGCAGCAAGUGUCUCAGGCGACAUUCUUUGGUCCCGGUCACCUGGCUGGUGCAGUCUUUCCAACUGAGACCAUGGUGCGUAAGGCAGGACCGACCAACAUGAAGGUUCGGCAGGAGAUCCCUGUGCAGCCACCUGAACAGGUCAUCAAUGAUGAUGAAUUGAUGAGCUUCUCGGUCCGCGAGCUGAACCGGCGACUCCGUGGCCUUCCGAAGGAGCAGGUGGUGCAGCUGAAGCAACGGCGAAGAACCCUCAAGAACAGAGGCUAUGCAGCAAACUGCCGUGAGAAGCGAGUCACGCAGAAAGAAUCUUUAGAAGUGGAACAGGAGAGACUCAAGAUGGAGGUGGAGAAGUUAGCCGUAGAGAAUGCCAAACAGCGAGAAGCUCUAGAUGACCUUCACAGGAAAUACAAAUCGCUCCUUCAUGUUGCUGCUAAAGGAGGUCCCGACAAGAUCAAGAUUUUGUCUGGACCGUUGACCCUCGCUGACCUCAACAAGGACAACACUAUCCCUGGUCCAAGCCACCGACAGGAUGUACCUGUUGCAGGGGUCAUGGUCAAGCAAGAGGUGGUUGACCAGAGAUUAGGGGAUUAAAAGAUGAUCGUAAUCCCAUCAUAACCUUCAAGAGCCGCGAGCAGCAAUGUGAACUCUGUAAAGCUUUGAUCUACAAGUCGGGCCUUUCCAUCUGCGGAGAUAUGUUAGAUGAAUAAACAUGGGGUUCUUUGAUUCAAAAGAUAUGAGAUUAGGAUUAAGAUUACUUCAUGCGAUUGUACUUUGUGCCAAGUGAAGAUUAAGCCAUUAUGUGAAUAUUAAUCUUGUGAUCUAUGACAAGUUCAUAAAUACACUUAUAAUCAGUCAUCUUUUAGGUGGUUUAUAGAAUGGCAUAUUUUCAGAUAAGGAAAGAACAAGAUAGAGAAAAAGAAGGAAUAAAUCAUUGAUGAGUCAUUAAAGGUCAAGUCCACCUCAGAAAAAUGUUGAUUUGAAUCA
Messenger RNA from Lytechinus variegatus (green sea urchin), 1291 nucleotides. RefSeq names its product transcription factor MafF-like. Gene Ontology annotation, molecular function: RNA polymerase II cis-regulatory region sequence-specific DNA binding; DNA-binding transcription factor activity, RNA polymerase II-specific. Bases 380 to 898 code for a protein of 172 amino acids. The record is from RefSeq and is a predicted model, not a curated record. Gene Ontology annotation, cellular component: nucleus. Gene Ontology annotation, biological process: regulation of transcription by RNA polymerase II. NCBI's taxonomy places the organism in Eukaryota, Metazoa, Echinodermata, Echinoidea, Temnopleuroida, Toxopneustidae. The transcript is spliced from 4 exons.